CCAAGAGGCUCGCAUGAACAUAUCCUCGAUACCUUGACCUCUACCCUCUUCCUUUCCCCUUGUGAUACCUCCUCGCUCUCUCCGUCAUGUCCUCGAUACCGGUACAAGCUCUUAUGCUACCGUGACCUGAUACCUAGAAGCAUGGCCACCGAUACCCGCUUUAGACUUCCAGCCCUGGACGGCUUCCCCCUCUCCGUGCAUCGCUUCGACCCUGCUCCUCCUUCUUCCUCUGCCCCAUCCUCCUCUUCCUCUUCCUCUUCGUCAAUCUUGUCCUCAUCGGAAGCUCAAGCCAUCUGCAUUAUCAUCAACGCCACAGGCGUAGCAGCUCAAUUCUACCGAUCCUUUGCCAAACAUCUCAGCACAAAAGGCGUCGCCGUCUGUACCUUUGACUACCGCUACUCAGGUCAAAGUUUCCCGCCCAAGCGUCUGGAAAAGCUGCAGCGCGUUACACCCGGCACAGAAGAGUUCGACAAUGUCUUCCACGAAGCGCUACUAGAGUGCAAGGCAGAUUGGGGAUUGAUGAGCCACUGGUGCCGACAGGAUCUGGCUGCCGUGGUAGGCUUUGCAAGAGAGACGUGGCCUGGAUUGCCGCUGACCUUGCUGGGCAAUUCCCUUGGGGCGCACUUGUCUACACUGCUCGAAGAGCACACCCUCUUUCCAUCCAGCGAUACCGCAGCAGCUCCCGUACCGCCUGUGCGGAUUUUGAACGUCUGCGGCGGUAAUGCGUACUGGGAGAAUAACAACAGUCCCGAAGAGGCCAAAUUUGUCUUUGAUCAGGUCAUCAAGGCGCCCCUCGAGACCGACGGCGUCUUCCGUUCCUCUUCCCUCGGUCUCGGCUAUGACCUCCCCUAUGGCGCAGGGGUAGACUGGCUCAAAUGGUUCUACCACCCUCUCUUCUCCCUGCAGGGCGCCGAGGACGAGGUCAUUGCGCGUGCCCUUGGGGAGAGAUUGGACAAGUACCUCUAUGUGGGAUUCGAAGACGAUGCGACGAUCAAUCAACUUAUGCAGACAAACCAUCUCUCCCUCUUCUCCCACAAGAGGCGAAACUUUCACUCGCUGUGGAUCGAUCCGCCGAAGUGCUCACCGCCUUGGCCCGCAAUGGGACAUGUCACCUCAUUUAUCCCUACGAGGAGGAGCUGCGACGGUGCUCAAGCGAAGGAGGCGGAGGUUGAGACGGGGGAAGAGGAGCGACCAGGCGGUCCAGCCACAGAAGCGUACGAGCUCACCGAAACAGACGUCACAGCAGCCUCAUCCUCGUCACUACCUGUCUCUCCCUUGACUAGGGAAGAGACCAUCUUCCCCCUCUACCUCGAGUACAUCCUUCAUGGUACCGUACCAGAGGCUGCGCCGGGCCGGGAGCAUCGCGUGUGGACGGUGGAGGAUGAGCGCGAUCGGGGUGAGCUGCGGCGGCAGUGGGAGCAGGCUUCGAAGCUGGAGCGGGAGCGAGAGAAGGAGAGGGAAGAGCAGGAGCAGAAGCAGGAGCAGGAGCAGAAGCAGAAGCAGGCCAGGGGAAAGGAUAAGGCGCGAUUGUAGACUAGACUUAGAGCAGACUGGACUACGAAUAAUGCAUAAUGCUUGAUUGUCGAAUUGAGAAUGUGUAAUA
Messenger RNA from Microstroma glucosiphilum, 1603 nucleotides. RefSeq lists its product as hypothetical. The transcript has a single exon. The record is from RefSeq and is a predicted model, not a curated record. Lineage: Eukaryota; Fungi; Basidiomycota; Exobasidiomycetes; Microstromatales; Microstromataceae. The coding region runs from base 142 to 1533 and encodes 463 amino acids.